AUGGCCACAGUGGGUCAAUUUUCCUCCAAAAACCCCACCAUCAAGCGCAUCCACAAAGAAGCGGCGGAGCUCGCCAACCAGCCCUCCUCCGAUUACCAUGCCGCGCCCUUGGAGACGGACAUCUUUGAGUGGCAUUUCACCAUCCGCGGCCCUCCGUCGCCCUCGCCCUUCGAUGGGGGUGUCUAUCACGGUCGCAUAGUCCUCCCGCCAGCCUAUCCGUUGAAGCCUCCGAGCUUUCGCUUCCUUACCCCAACCGGUCGAUUUGAGGUGAAUCGAGAGAUUUGUCUCAGCAUCAGUGGCCAUCACGAAGAGACAUGGCAGCCGGCGUGGGGAAUACGUACCGCCUUGGUCGCCAUCCGCAGCUUCAUGGACACGGAUGCCAAGGGUCAACUAGGCGGCAUGGACGCGAGCGAGGAGGCCAGGAAGAGGUGGGCCGGUCAGAGCAAGGGAUGGAAAUGUGGAGCUUGCGGCAAGACGAAUGAAGCCUUGAUGGCUGAGCAAGAGGAAGCGGUCAAGGCUAUCGGAGUUACAAAGGCAGAAGAAACGGUGCCCGAGGAGCUGAGACUUGCUUAUCGGGAAGAUUUGAGUACAAAACCGGGCGAAGGGGCUGCAAAGGGGGCUGGCGUUGCUGCAGAUGUAGCAUCGCCGCAGGCUCCGCCGACUGGGAUAUCCAACACGACCCAGACCGCCUCAACAGCCCCUGCCCCCUUAGCAACGAUCCCAUCUGUGCAAGCCCCUGCGCCGCAGCAACAGCAACCACACCCACAACAACGGCGUCCAAACGAAGUCGUACCCGCUUGGAUCGACAAAGCAAUCUAUGGCAUCAUUGCUGCGCUGGUCUUCUUGAUCGGGAAGAAGCUGGGCUCCUGGAAUUCGUGA
This is a messenger RNA of Neohortaea acidophila, 879 nucleotides long. Its product is annotated as ubiquitin-conjugating enzyme/RWD-like protein. The record is from RefSeq and is a predicted model, not a curated record. NCBI's taxonomy places the organism in Eukaryota, Fungi, Ascomycota, Dothideomycetes, Mycosphaerellales, Teratosphaeriaceae. The coding region runs from base 1 to 879 and encodes 292 amino acids. The transcript is spliced from 2 exons.